Cylicostephanus goldi is the source of this 375-nucleotide messenger RNA. Lineage: Eukaryota; Metazoa; Nematoda; Chromadorea; Rhabditida; Strongylidae. The record is from the annotation of a GenBank genome assembly.
AUGUCGUCUGAUCCAAGGCGCGUCUCGUUGUUCAACCGAUGGCAACAGAAGCAAACAGAUGUGCCUACGGGUUUAGAAGGCAUUAAUGAAGAGGAGCUUAUUGAAUACAAAGAAGCCUUCCGGUUGUUUGACAAGGAUGGAAAUGGAUCGAUUUCAUCAAAAGAAUUGGGCGUUGCAAUGCGAUCCUUGGGUCAAAACCCCACAGAACAAGAACUGCUGGACAUGGUCAACGAAGUCGACAUUGAUGGAAGCGGAACCAUAGACUUCCCAGAGUUUUGUCAAAUGAUGAAAAGAAUGAACAAGGUGAGGCAGAAUUUUCUUUCGUCAAAAAUAGAAAUCGUAUAUCCAUUAGGGGAUUUAGCAGCUCCAAAAAAA